Molecule: messenger RNA, 2901 nt
Organism: Eleginops maclovinus (Patagonian blennie)
Lineage: Eukaryota; Metazoa; Chordata; Actinopteri; Perciformes; Eleginopidae
Product: parapinopsin-like
Exons: 4
Coding region: 268-1275 (335 amino acids)
Biological process (GO): visual perception; G protein-coupled receptor signaling pathway; phototransduction
Cellular component (GO): photoreceptor outer segment; plasma membrane
Molecular function (GO): G protein-coupled photoreceptor activity
Source: RefSeq, a predicted model, not a curated record
UUUUCACACUUGUUCAGUAGACUGAAUCUGGUGAGAAACACUGCAGAGAUGUCCUGUACCUUACAAUCAAGAAAAAGGUGAGGGAUCAGGGAUCAUCAUUUGGAGGAAUUACUCUUUGUUAAAUCCAGAUCUGAAGGACUUAUGCUUAGACUGUCGGCAUCUGAUCCCAGCUGUCACACUUCAGGAGUGGGAAAAUGAACACCUAGGAGCUCCGGGACAAGAACAAAACUACUUGACAAUUUCAAAAGGAAAUAAAGCCUUUUACCAAUGCAUCCAUCUGCUAUGCGAAAUGCUUCCUACUACGUGGGCCCAAAUGGGGAACCCCCUCUGUCAGGCACUGGCUUCAUCAUCCUCUCCAUCAUUAUGGCCCUUUUUACCGGCCCGGCCAUCGUACUCAAUGCUACAGUGAUCAUCGUGUCCCUCAUGCACAAGCAGCUGAGGCAGCCGCUCAACUUCGCUCUGGUGAACAUGGCUGUGGCUGACCUGGGAACAGCUAUGACUGGAGGGGUGCUGUCCGUGGUCAACAACGCCCAGGGGUACUUCUCCCUGGGAAGAACAGGCUGUGUGAUGGAGGGCUUUGCAGUGUCCUUGUUUGGCAUCACAUCUUUGUGCACAGUUGCUCUGAUUGCAGUGGAGAGGAUGUUUGUCGUGUGUAAACCACUGGGGCAGAUUACCUUUCAAAAAAAACAUGCAUUAGGAGGUAUUGCCUUGUCCUGGCUGUGGUCUCUCACUUGGAACAUGCCCCCCCUGUUUGGCUGGGGCAGGUAUGAGCUGGAGGGCGUUGGGACGUCCUGUGCACCGGACUGGCACAACCGAGACCCUCAAAACUUCUCCUACAUCCUGUCUUACUUUGCAGUUUGCUUUGCAGUUCCAUUUGUCCUUAUUCUAGCAUCCUACUCGAAGUUAAUGUGGACAUUACACAAGGUAUCCAAGAUGGCCUGUCUGGAAGGCGGUGCAGUGGCUAAAGGAGAGACGAAGGUGGCGUCCAUGGUGGUUUUGAUGGUCCUCACAUUUCUCAUCAGCUGGUUGCCUUAUGCCAGCCUGGCCUUGCUGGUGAUAUACAACCCUGAUGUGGAGAUUCACCCGCUGGUGGGCACAGUGCCUGUUUACCUGGCAAAGAGCAGCACUGCGUACAAUCCUAUCAUCUACAUCUACCUCAACAAACAGUUUCGUAAAUACGCAAUUCCCUUCCUGAUGUGUGGGAAAGAUCCCUCAGAGGACGAUGAGACAUCAGAUAUGACGACUGUGGAGAAUACCAAAGUGUCUCCCGCCUAAAAUGUAUACAAACGUACAACCAUCUCGUAGAUUUCUGCCUGAAAUGUAUACAAACAUACAACCAUCUCGUAGAUUUCUGCCUGAAAUGUAUACAAACAUACAACCAUCUCGUAGAUUUCUGCCUGAAAUGUAUACAAACAUACAACCAUCUCGUAGAUUUCUGCCUGAACUGUAUACAAACAUACAACCAUCUCGUAGAUUUCUGCCUGAAAUGUAUACAAACGUACAACCAUCUCGUAGAUUUCUGCCUGAAAUGUAUACAAACGUACAACCAUCUCAUAGAUUUCUGCCUGAAAUGUAUACAAACAUACAACCAUCUCGUAGAUUUCUGCCUGAAAGGUUCACAAUCCAGAUUGCACUUCUUUUUGUCACCUGACGCACACUUAUCAGCAACACUAUAACUCCAAUGUUUAGAUGGGUUUGUAUUUCUUAAAUGAUGGAUUGAUGGUUAGGAUUAAUAUUUCUUUGACUUCACAUGUACAGACUUAGUUAGUGGUGACAGAAACAGUGUACAGGUUUUGUGCAGAAUACAAAUAAACGAGAGCAGUAAUUCAGCAUAAGUUUAUUCAAUGAUGAUCAAUAGAAAAUAAAAUAUUAGUUUCGAUUCAAAUAAAGUCAAGGCCAAAAUAAAAUGAAAAAUACAAAAAAUGUAUUGAUAUAAAACCUAGAAGGUUAUAGUAAAGCAUUUGCUACUAAGAGAAAUGAUGUUUACUGAAUAAAAACAUUAAGGAGCAAAUAUCAAGACUUUCAAGUAGAGAACAUUACCAUGGGUCUUUCCAUACGUUUGUACAUAUUUUACAUUAUCUUCUAUUUUAAUACAGCUUUCAGAACAUUAAUAGUUGUAAGAGUAAUUAUAAUCAUAACAAUAUGAAGAAAACUAAUAGAAAUGUUCAAAUUAAUAAUGUGUUUCUCUGUAAACCGGUACUCUACCAUUUUUAUUUUUUCCCCUACCUGCGAACAGAGAAACAGUGCACCUUGAAAAUAUUUUUUAAUACUCUUUCAUUCCCAGCAUUGUAAGGUAAUGUGUAAAUGACAAAUAUAGAUUCCACUAAACCAUACACACAGUCACAAAAAGUACAAAAUUGUCUCACCUUAAUACACAAAUCUGUUUAGAAAAAGGAGAAACAAAAGCACUAUACAGUUACUUGUGCAAAGACAAACAGCUAUGUGCUAAUAUUUAAAUACCAUUGGUAUAGACCAAAUCAUCUUUUCUUUUUUCAGGAAUCCCUGACAUGAGGUAAAAGUAAGUUCUUUUCAUCUGAAGUUCAACACAACUUUUAAAAGUGUUUACAAAAUAAUGCAUAUCUUCAGUUCAUCAGUACUGUAUUUGCUACGAAUAGUACAAUAUGCCUGUUAUGUGCAUUGGUCCUUUUAUAUGACAGUCAUCAACAAAAGGACUAGAACACAAUUUUUUUUUACUCACAAACAAUUCAAAGAGCCCUUUCAAUGUGCACACAAAAUGGAAAACCUACAUUUUCAUGACAGUAUUCGGUUGAAUUAGAGUACAGAGCGCACUCGCCUACAAAUCAAAAACUCAUGAACACAUUAACCCUAAAUAUCCUAGGCGCUAAUUCAAACUCUCAAUGGUUAUGCCUGAAAAAGCCCACUUCAGUUUACUUAGUCCAG